Messenger RNA from Armigeres subalbatus, 1170 nucleotides. RefSeq lists its product as uncharacterized. The coding region runs from base 1 to 1170 and encodes 389 amino acids. Lineage: Eukaryota; Metazoa; Arthropoda; Insecta; Diptera; Culicidae. The record is from RefSeq and is a predicted model, not a curated record. Gene Ontology annotation, biological process: DNA integration. The transcript is spliced from 2 exons. Gene Ontology annotation, molecular function: nucleic acid binding.
AUGCGGCCACGGGUGCUCCAUCACUUUGCGCAGCCUGCAGUCUUUCGACGGGAGGACUUUUCAUCGUGGAUGGAUCUGCUGCGUCGCGUGGCAUACGUUCGAAGGUAUCCGGCGAAUCUGCGAAAGAGGCAAGCGAAGAAACCAAACGUCACCGGUCCGCUAACGCAGGAGGAGUUGAAGGAAUCCGAAUCGUUGAUCUUCAAGAUGGUGCAGGAUGCUGAGUUCACCUCUAAAAUCGGUCUACUGAAGAAGCGGAGGUGUACGCCGCUGCCGAAGAAUAGCUCGCUGUACAAGUUUAGUCAGUACCAGGACGGUUAUGGAGUGCUGCGUAUAAGGGGCCGUAUAGACGCCUGCGAAGUUGUGGACGAGAGUACAAAAUACCCAAUACGGCUGCCCAAGCGUCACGUGGUAACGGACAUGAUUGUAGCCAGUGUUCAUCAGCGGUACUGCCACAUAAACCACCAGACUGCUCUCAACGACAUCCGAUGCAGAUUUUACGUGCUUCAACUCCGCUCUACGUACAAUCGUGUACGAAACCGAUGUCAGCUCUGCAAGAACCGCCAGGCGAAGCCAGCUGUACCGGAAAUGUCUGCUCUCCCACCUGCACGAUUGAAAGCUUUCUGCCGCCCAUUCUCCUACAUCGGAAUCGACUACUUUGGGCCGAUGAACGUGGUUGUUGGCCGGAGGGCCGAGAAACGUUGUGGAGUCUUAAUCACCUGCCUCACAGUACGAGCCGUACAUAUCGAGAUCGCCCACAGCCUCACGACAGACUCAUGUAUUCUAGCUCUUCGAAAUUUCAUUGCCAGAAGAGGCGCCCUUCUGGAGAUAGUCAGCGAUCGAGGCACUAACUUCAUCGCAGAGGUGCAGCAAGUUAAUCAGGACAAGCUGAUAGGGUACUUCAUCACCACCGAUACCAAGUGGUCGUUCAACCCGCCUGCUUCUCCACACUUCGGCGGAGCCUGGGAAAGACUUGUCCAGACCGUGAAGAAGGCUCUCAAGCACCCCCAACUCACACGCACACCCACAGACGAGAUACUCCGGAACAUGUUGACUGAGAUAGAGCUGAUCGUCAACUCACGUCUGUUAACCGAACUGCCCUUAGACGACGAGCAUACUCAGUCACUCACACCGAGCCACUUUCUGCUCGGGUUAUCAGACGAUCGCGUUUGA